GUCAAAUCAUGUUGCCUGUGCUGCUUUUGGGCAUGAUAGGUACGGUGAUUCCUCAGACUUCAGGACCCCUCUACGCAAUUGCUGGAACCACAAGCCCUCGAUCAGACGAUGGAAGUUCUCCUCUAAUUCUCCUGCAACGACCUUUUGUGUAUUUUGGCCGGUCCUAUUCUCAGAUUUAUGUAAACCAAAAUGGACACCUUACCUUUAACAAAGCAUUUUCUAGUUAUAUUCCUCAAAGGUUUCCAAUAUAUGGAACCAGAGACAUCAUCGCUGUAUUCUGGACAGAUUUAGAUAACAGAGUAAAUGGUGAGAUCUACUACAACCAAUACACCAGCGGCAGUGUCCUCCAACAAGCUACACAGGACAUUAAUGGGUAUUUCCCAGGGCUGAACUUCAAUGCCAACUGGGUCUUUGUUGCAACAUGGUAUGAGGUGGCCUACUUUCCAACCACUGGAACACGUACAACUAUCCAAGCUGUCUUGAUCUCUGAUGGCCAGUACUCAUUUGUGAUAAUGAACUAUGGGAUAAUAGCCUUAACAACUCACAAUGUACAGGCUGGAUAUGACACAGAACAAUCACCUCAUCAUUUCACUAUUCCUGGAUCAUUCUCAAACAAUGCAACUGGCAAUUACUCAGCUUUCCGCCUGAGCAGCAACGUCAACGUACCCGGUCGUUGGGCUUUCCGGACAGAUCGUGGAUCAAGAGGCUGCGCUUUCAAUGGUCAACCUGUGCAGCGGGGUGACUCAUUCUGGAGUGACAGUACCUGUGCACAGAAGUGCACCUGUACCUCAGAAGGCCUGGAGUGUCACAGCGAACCCUGCUCCUUUUCCCAAAUCUGCCAGCCUAGUGCCUUUCAGUUCUCCUGUCAGACGGUGCAGAGACGUGCCUGCACCAUAAGUGGCGAUCCACAUUACUAUACCUUCGAUAACACAGUGUUUCACUUCCAGGGCACCUGCACUUAUGUUCUCUCUGAGCAAUGUGGCAAUGGGUUGCCCUACUACAGAGUAGAGGGCAAGAACGAGCACCGUGGCAGCACUCAGGUUUCUUGGACACGACUGGUCAAAGUGUAUGUCAAUAAUGAAACAAUUGAACUUGUCAAGGGACGACGUGGUGAGGCUAAGAUUAAUGGGAAGUUUGCAGCCACUCCGAUCUCCCUUAGCAAUGGCACCGUCCAGGUUUAUGAGUCAGGUUUUUCUGUGAUCAUCAGUACUGACUUUGGCUUGGAGGUGUCUUAUGACACUUAUCAUUAUGUCAGAAUCAGUGUGCCAUACACUUACCAGAAUGCAACAUGUGGCCUGUGUGGAAACUUCAAUAAUCACCCUGAGGAUGACUUUCGAACCCGCCAAGGCGAAGUUGUGAGCUCUGACGUGGUUUUUGCCAACAGCUGGCAAACAUCAGGAGACGAUGAGCCUGGUUGUGGGACGCGAUGUGGAGGUCUGAACUGUGCUGCCUGCACUGAGGCUCAGAAAUCUUUAUACAGCAACAGUGCCAAUUGUGGUUUCCUCCAGAGCAGUUCUGGACCUUUUGCUGCUUGCCAUGGACGACUUCCACCACAGACCUUUGUUGAGAGUUGUGUGUAUGAUCUGUGUGUAGGAGGAGGCUACCAACCCAUUCUGUGCCAAGCGCUAAAUGUGUAUGCAAGUCAGUGUCAAAAGAAUGGUAUACAGCUGCCCAGCUGGAGGAGACAAGGCUUCUGUGAAAUCCUCUGCCCAGCCAACAGCCACUUUGAGUCCCAAGGCACAGGAUGUCCAGCUACCUGUGUCAAUCCCAAUUCUACCUACAACUGCCCUCUCCCUCCCCAGGAGAGCUGUAUCUGCAAUCCAGGCUAUGUCCUUAGUGGUGGGGUCUGCGUGGCUCAUUCUGAAUGUGGCUGCAGCUUUGAGGGUCGCUACUACCGCUCUGGAGAAACUACAUUACUAGACGAGGACUGUGGGAGACGUUGUAGCUGCAGUUAUGGCUCCAUGACUUGCCACUCUCAUGGUUGUGGGCCACAAGAGUCUUGCAGGGUGGAGGAGGGAGAAAGAGGAUGCAGGCCUAACCGUUAUGCAACAUGUUGGAUAAGAGGCCCAGGGUCAUACCAUACAUUUGAUGGACUGACAUACCAGUAUCCUGGGGCAUGUAGAUUGACCCUUGCCAAAGUAAUGGGUUUGUCUAGUCACCCACAUUUUGUGGUGACAGCAGAAAAAGUGCCCAGAGGCCAGCAGGGUUUUGCCCGGUUGCUGAAGUUUGAAGCUGAGGGAACCCAAAUCUCCAUAGAAAUGACAGAUAGCAGCAGUGUUCAGGUUGACGGUCAGCAGAUAAGACUACCAUUCAGCUCAGCGUCCAACCAAAUCCAAAUCUACCACAGCAGCAUUCAAAGUGUCAUAGUUCGCACCUCCUUUGGUGUAACGGUGCAGAUAGUCUGGCCUCACUUUGUGCGUGUCACUGCACCUGGUAUCUACAAUUCACUGGGAGGACUCUGUGGUAAUUACAAUGGUCACCCACAAGAUGACUUCCGCACACCCAAUGGAGUCCUGGUCAACAGUUCUCAGGACUUUGGGGACAGUUGGCGAGAUGGCUCUCUCAAUGCACAAUGUGUGGAAAGUGUAAAUAAUAACUCUACAACAAAUUACAAUUCUAGUGAGUACUGUGGCAUUCUUGGCUCGCCGCAUGGGCCGUUUGCCCAGUGUUGGGCCGUGGUGGACCCACGGGAGCAUGUGAAUGCAUGUGUGGAGAUCAUUAGAGCCUCUAGAGAUCCAGCAUCAGUGCUGUGUGAAGUCCUACGAGAUUAUGCACUAAUGUGUCAACAGAACGGUGUACACCUUCAACGCUGGAGGAAUGCAACUGAAUGUGAGCCAAACUGCCCUCUAAACAGCCAUUAUGAAUUCUGUGGAACCACUUGUCCUUCCACCUGCCCCAGCCUCUCUUUCCCUUUCGCCUGUGACACUGUGUGCCAGGAGGGGUGCCAGUGUAAUGAUGGUUUUGUCCUCAAUGGCAACCAGUGCGUAACACCAAGAGCCUGUGGAUGCCAUCACCGAGGACGCUAUCGGCGCGGGGGGGAACAGUUCUGGGAUGGUGAGGAAUGUCAGAGCUUGUGUAUGUGCAAUGGCACUACUGGGGCAGUCCACUGUAUCCCCAACUCCUGUGGUCCCCAGGAGUCCUGCCGUGUGGUGGAGGGUGAGUUUGGCUGCCAUACAAACCCUCAGGGCACCUGCUCUGCAUCUGGUGACCCUCACUACCUCACCUUUGAUCACAAGGCCUAUGACUUCCAGGGAACCUGCCGCUAUGUGCUGGCGACCCUUUGUAAUGACACUGAUGGGCUCCAUGAGUUUUCAGUGGAAGCUAAGAAUGAGCCGUGGAAUGGGUUGACUGUUUCAAUCACAGCUGAAGUUUUUGUGAAAGUAUGGGGCUAUCGAGUGCAAAUGACGAGGGUGAGCCACGGUGUGGUACAGGUGAAUGGAGUAAUUAAAAACUUACCUAUUCUCUUAAAUGGAAGUCGUGUUUCUAUCUACGCAAGUGGAUCUCGCACAUAUCUCAGCACUGAUUUUGGCCUGAGUGUCAUGUACGAUGGACAGUACACAGUGUCUAUCUCUGUGCCUUCAAGUUACAGAGGAAAAACAUGUGGACUUUGUGGAAACUUCAAUGGCAAUCCAAAUGAUGAGUUCCACACCCCAUCUGGAAUGAUGGUCACCACUCCACAAGAGUUUGGGACAGCUUGGAAAGUGGCAGCCAACUACACCUGCAGUGAUGGCUGUGGCUCCUCUUGCCCACAAUGCUCCAAUGACCUACCUGCUAGAGCACAAUGUGAGAUGAUUCGGGCAGCCGACGGUCCCCUCAGCUUCUGCCAUGAGCAUGUGGACCCAGCGCCAUAUUUCAAUGACUGUGUGUUUGAUGUUUGUGUGGCUGGAAAUCAAGGCCAAGAUCUUCAGUGUAGGGCCAUUCAAACAUAUGUCAGUGCCUGUCAGUCUGCUAAUGUUCGAAUCUACCCUUGGAGACAGAACACCUGCAGACUUGACUGUCCAGCCAACAGCCAUUAUGAGCUGUGUGGUACCAGCUGUGGCCACACCUGUGCCAGCAGCAUUGAUGCCACCUGUGAGCAGGUUUGCUCUGAAGGAUGUUUCUGUAACGAGGGCUUCCUCAGGAGUGGGACAAGAUGUGUCCCUGUGGAAAGCUGUGGCUGUCAAUAUGAUGGCUUCUACUAUAGUGCUGGUGAGUCCUUCUGGACAGAGGGUUGUUCCCAGCGAUGUGAAUGCCAUGCUCCCAAUGACCUGCGCUGUUCUGCUGCAUCUUGCACUCCUGCACAAGAGUGCACCAUCAGAAAUGGUCAGUUGGGCUGUUUUGAUGCAAUGUCUUCUUGCAUUGUAUGGGGGGACCCACACUACAUCACCUUUGAUGGGGCACUGGCUCAUUUCCAGGGCACAUGCUCUUACAUCAUUACUGAGAGUGUGAGCCACGGCACCAAUGAAACACAGUUUCAGGUAGUAGCCACCAAUAAUCACCGUGGAAACAACCGUGUGUCGUUUGUGUCAGCAGUGGAUAUAUACCUCUCAAAACAACCAGAGAGAGUGUAUGUCAGGAUUGGACCCAACCAAAUAGUAAAGGUGAAUGGAAGUGAAGUGUCUCUUCCCGCCACUGUAGGAACAUUAGCUCACGUGGUAAGGCAGGGAAGCUACAUAGUGGUCGAUGCCAUUAACUUGAUAGUCCAGUUCGACGGGCAGAGUACUUUACUGGUCAGAAUAGGCCAACACUAUCAAAACAGAGUCACUGGGAUGUGUGGAAACUUCAACAGUGAUCCUGCAGAUGACAAAGUCUUGCCCAAUGGCACAUUGACACAAAAUGACAAUCAAUUUGGACACAGCUGGAAGUCACCCACAAGACAACCAGGGUGUGGAUCCACCGAUGAAAGGAGUGGCGAUGGAUUGAACAACUGUCCCUUUAUGGAAGAAUACUCUGAGCUCUGUAGUGUAAUCACCAACAGUAGCGGCCCAUUCAGAGCCUGUCACCUGCACUCUGACCCACAGCCAUUUUUCAGUUCCUGUGUCUACGAUCUCUGCCUCUACACUCCAGCCAAUGGCAUGCUGUGUUCUGCAGUGUCAGCCUAUGAGAGAACCUGCUCUGUUUUGGGGUUAAACAUCCCAGAAUGGCGCUCUGCUUUGCAAUGUGCUGAGUCAGACCCCUGUGAACAGCUGAACUGCACAGAGUACGAGUGGUGUGGUGAGAAGGACGGUGUGUACGGCUGCUUCUGUGAUGAGCACUACCAUCGGCUCAACAAUGAGAGCUAUGACUCGUCCAUCACUUGUGUCAGUAGUUCAGGCACUAUGUCCGUGUCACGCUGCCAGCUGUUUGAAGCUGGCUUCCACUCCAACGCCCUCCAUCUCCAAGAUGACUUCUGCAAUGGGACUCUCCAGAACGGACGACUGGUGUUCAACUUUAAUAAUGAUGAUCAGCUGUGUGGGACAGCUCUCAGGAGCAAUGGAACCCAUUUCAUCUAUGAGAAUGCCAUCCAGGGCAACAUGGACCCUCAUAAACGUCUAAUAAGCCGUCAGAGAAGCAUUCAUCUGCGUUUCUGCUGUGAAUACCCUCUGGCCCAGGCCCUGUCCAUGGCUGUGGGCAUCAACCCUAUAGAGAGCAUUGUGAGGAAGAAGCUUCCAGUAGGCCAUGGACAGUAUCAUAUGAGAAUGAUCCCCUACCAGGACGCUGGCUUCCGCUUCCCCCUGACCAGUAACAGGAACAUAGAAAUGGAAAUCGACCAGAGGUUGUAUGUGGAGGUGCGGACAGAAGGAGUCGACCAAAGGCAGAUCUCCACUGUUCUGGACUCUUGUUGGGCAACGCCGGUCAACCUCACCAGCUACCCCGUCCGCUGGGAUCUCAUAAAUGCAGAGUGUCCUAACCCAGCAGAUGGAACAGUAGAGAUGGUUCAGAACGGCAUCUCCACUGUGUCCCAAUUCUCCUUCAGGAUGUUCACCUUUAAGAACUUUUCAUCCAUCUACCUGCACUGCCAGGUCCACCUUUGUCUUUUAAGACACAACAACUGCACAGCUCACUGUUACCCAGGUUACCUCAGGCGCGUUCAGAGGGACGUAUCCUACCAUGCCACUACAGACAUCUCACUAGGACCACUAACCCUGAGACCACAUAGGAGAGGAAGAAUGGUGCAACCGAGCAGUGCUUCAGGCCAGUUGACCUCAUUGAUGACCCUGCUAGUCAGUUUGCUAACAGCCAAAACUCUGGUCUAGGCUGAUCAAAGGUGAUCUAUAUUGUAAAAUUACUCAACAUACCUUUGCUUUUGGAUUGUAGUUCUAUUUGAAAGGCCUUGUCCUUGAGUUGUCUUUUGUUAUUUGUAUGCAGGUGAAAAGUAGAAUUAGUUAUUGCUUUAAAACAGUAGGGGACGCCAAUGUGCAGCAUACUAAAGUCACUUGCCCUUUGUUGUAUUCACUUUGCAAGGUGUUUAUUGAUGGUAUCCUUAGUUUCUUUGUGGUGGUUCUUUUCAUUAAAUUAUAAAUUAAAGUAU
Messenger RNA from Perca flavescens (yellow perch), 6490 nucleotides. Its product is annotated as alpha-tectorin. Gene Ontology annotation, biological process: cell-matrix adhesion. Bases 9 to 6215 code for a protein of 2068 amino acids. The record is from RefSeq and is a predicted model, not a curated record. Gene Ontology annotation, molecular function: protein binding. The transcript has 24 exons. Lineage: Eukaryota; Metazoa; Chordata; Actinopteri; Perciformes; Percidae.